AUGAACGCUUUUCUAACACUUACAUCUAUCAUUAUUGGAUGUAGUACUGUGCAAUGUGAUCGGGGCACAGUGUCGGAUCUCAGUGAUGAUACAUUUGAAAUGCUCAUUGCUGGUGGAAGUCUACCUGAUAAUGGCCAGCUUGCCAGGCAUGUGGUGUCCAUUCGAACCCUAAACAUCAUUGAGUAUGCGGGCGACAAUCAUUUCUGUUCGGGCGUCAUAAUCAGCAGCCGGACCAUCCUCACAGCUGCCCAUUGCGUUGCAGACAGGUACAUGGCGCUUAUGAGUCCUCGCAGGAUAAUUGUGGUCUUCGGCACGCUGUAUAGGCUGAAAAGUUUAUCGUUACAAGAUCGCCGUCGCGUCGACCGCAUAGUUGUGCAUCCCAAGUAUAAGAGGUAUGUGAAAAACGACUUGGCUGUGUUGCGUUUGGUGGAACGAAUACCUCGCAAUGUGCGCCACGUCAAGUCCGUGGUGAAGCGGAAACCCUUUGCGCUAGAGAUCGGCAUGCGCUGCACAACCAUGGGCUGGGGCCAAAUGUUCAUGCACGGCCCUUAUGCAAAUGAAAUAAUGUUCCUGGAUGUUGUGAUAGCCAAUCAUAGUCUCUGCAGCGAGAAAAUAAGAGACUACCACGCGGAGGGUAAUUUAUGCACAAAACCGGAGGCUGACGGAAAUAUUUGCGCCGGCGAUAUGGGCGGUCCCUUGCUAUGCGAGGACCACUUGGUGGGCAUCAUCGGUGGAGCUCAGCAAUGCAUUCGUGUUGACGCCAUUAAAUUCGUAAACUACACGUAUUUCGAAGGCUGGGUUGAUCGCACAGUUUAUCAGCUAACAGGAGCUGCGGCGUUCCACAAUCUAGCGAUAUAUCUAUUAAUUAGUCAAGUCAUGUAG
Molecule: messenger RNA, 882 nt
Organism: Scaptodrosophila lebanonensis
Lineage: Eukaryota; Metazoa; Arthropoda; Insecta; Diptera; Drosophilidae
Product: chymotrypsin-1-like
Exons: 3
Coding region: 1-882 (293 amino acids)
Biological process (GO): proteolysis
Molecular function (GO): serine-type endopeptidase activity
Source: RefSeq, a predicted model, not a curated record